Messenger RNA from Spinacia oleracea (spinach), 1830 nucleotides. RefSeq lists its product as uncharacterized. The transcript has 9 exons. Bases 1 to 1359 code for a protein of 452 amino acids. Gene Ontology annotation, molecular function: lactoylglutathione lyase activity; metal ion binding. Gene Ontology annotation, cellular component: cytoplasm. Lineage: Eukaryota; Viridiplantae; Streptophyta; Magnoliopsida; Caryophyllales; Amaranthaceae. The record is from RefSeq and is a predicted model, not a curated record.
AUGGGAAAGGCAAGAAAUAAAGCAGAUCUGUCAGCAGCAGCAGGUGGGAUCCAGCUCUGGCAUGUGGAAUGGGGGCAUGAAAUUGAGAAAGAUUCUCUGGCUUACGUCGAAGCCCGGGAUGCUCAGUUUUGUGGAUCGGGGCCCGAAUUUGGAUUGCUUAAUGUCAUUUUGACUGGAAAUGUGGCUCGAGGACCAAUGGAGAGUAUGCCUAUUCGUCGUUCUCGAAGAGAGAUUUUUGAGAGCUCGCCUAGUCGAGCUGAUGAGGAGGAUGCCUCUGAUGUGGAGGCAAGGGAACUAGAGGACGUCAAGACCAAGCCUGUGGUUAUUCGAGUUUUCUUGUCUCGGGGAGAGCUUGAGACAUCUUUCAGGCAUAUUCAGGAUCAUGCCGAUGAGAGGGCCUUGUGGGAGAGAUUAGGCUUUUCCUCAUUACGGGAGGCGGUCCAAGGCUUCGAGGGUGUCACCGCCUUCAAGGCCAGGACACAUUUUGGUGUGGUGGGUACUUCUCGUCUUGCAGAAGAGUACAUUUAUUUUUCUGAUUUAGAUUCUGUUAUAAGAGAUCAUGUUGGGUAUGCUGUUAAUGUAAAUAUUAUCAACUUUGCACUAAUACGUAUUUCAUAUUCUACAGCUGUCUCACAGCCGCAUUUAGUUGGUAUAAAGGAAUCUACACAGCCAAGCCCAGACAGGAAUACACUGGAGGCUGGUACAGUUGGCAAUAUAGCUCAAGCAAGGCCUUCUGUUACGGAGGAAAGUGUUGUACAGUGGGCUAAAAAUGACAAGAGAAGACUACUUCAUGUUGUUUAUAGCGUUGGAGAUUUAGAUAAGAUUAUAAAAUUCUGUACGGAGUGCCUUGGCAUGAAGGUAUUGCGGAAAAGAGACAUCCCAGAGGAAAGAUAUUCAACUGCCUUUCUUGGUUUUGGACCCGAAGAGUCACAUUUUACGGUUGAACUUUCACACAACUAUGGAGUUGGCAAAUAUGAUAUUGGGACUUGUUUUGGUCACUUUGGUGUUGCAGUUGAGGAUGUUGCUAAAACAGUAAGCCUUGUAAAGGCAAAGGGUGGAAAGGUGACACGAGAACCUGGUCCAGUCAAUGGUGAAAGUUCUGUUAUUGCUUUUAUAGAAGAUCUUGAUGGUUAUAAGUUUCAGCUGUUGGAAAAGGCACCAACAUUGGAACCCCUUUGCAAGAUAAUGCUUAGAGUUGGAUAUGAAAAUUUUAGUAAUAUCAUAUCCAAAUAUUUGUGUCUGCAAUUUAUGAUUAUUUGUAGCCGAUCUGUUUGUCCUGGAUUGUGUGGUUAUUUACAGUUUUCCAAUGUCUUGGUUCUAAUUUUUUUUCCUCUGAUUAACACAGUCCCACAAACAUAGUAUACCCAUCUUGUUGCAUUUAAUGCUCACUUUUACAUGGAGCCAGAGACCUCAGAUAGUGGUUCGAUGACAAUUGGGGCUGCUGGUGGUCGUGGGGGUAUCACUUUAGCAGGCGGGCGAAGUACAAGAUCUCCUACUUCUAAUUAAAUUGUGCGACCUCUUCCUGGCCUGAAAGAGAAAGUUAAGAAUGUCAUGUUUUAAGAACGUUAAGAACGUUACUGUUGGGCCUCGGAGCCUCAGAGUUUGGCUACUGAAUGGUAUGUUGCGUGGUCUGCGUUUGUGUGUAUGCGACUUAUUGGUAUUUGAUCACUUCUCUUUCAAGUACUUUGACUACAUUGUUUUCUUUCAUUUAUCUUGUCUGACAUCUUGUGAGCUGAAUUAUGAACUUGCUAUGAAGAUUUGCUCCAUACCCACCUAGACCACGCACACUUGGGCAUAUAUUAUGGCAGACUUGUGCACCAGCACCGUGGU